Bipolaris victoriae FI3 is the source of this 321-nucleotide messenger RNA. RefSeq lists its product as hypothetical. The annotation marks the transcript as partial. The transcript has a single exon. The record is from RefSeq and is a predicted model, not a curated record. NCBI's taxonomy places the organism in Eukaryota, Fungi, Ascomycota, Dothideomycetes, Pleosporales, Pleosporaceae. Gene Ontology annotation, molecular function: oxidoreductase activity.
CUAGUCACCAGUGCAGGCAUCUGUCCUUCAAGCGGAGUACGGAUCGAGAGCGACCAGACUUUUAAGAACAUAGUGGACGUCAACUUGAUUGGUAAUUGGAACUGCGCUACAGAACUCUUAAGAUGCAUAGAGGCGUCUGAUGAUGGCUCAUUGAAGUCAGAUCGAGCAAGUCUUGUAUUGAUCGGCUCAAGCGCAUCACUUAAAGGCUUCCCAACUCUUGGUGGAUAUGCUGCGAGCAAGCAUGCUGUAGUGGGACUGACAAGAGUGUGGUCAGAGGACUUUGCUCCUUUUGGAGUGCGUGUCAAUCUUGUUGCGCCAGGU